Messenger RNA from Aedes albopictus (Asian tiger mosquito), 471 nucleotides. RefSeq names its product adenylate kinase-like. The transcript is spliced from 3 exons. Bases 1 to 471 code for a protein of 156 amino acids. The record is from RefSeq and is a predicted model, not a curated record. NCBI's taxonomy places the organism in Eukaryota, Metazoa, Arthropoda, Insecta, Diptera, Culicidae.
AUGGAAACCUCAGGUGCAGCACCACCGAUUAAGAAGAUAGCCCGAAAUGCAGCAGCAGCAGCACCAAAACAGAAGCAAGAGCCGACCACCGGAACCAACGCAGCCCUCGGUUCGGAUAAGGGAACCCAACAUCCGCUGCUAAAGGAGAACGAUCGAUGGCAAUCUGGACAAACCGGACUGGACGGUUUCCGUUGGACCGUUGUGCAAGCCAAGCUAGAUGACCUGCUGGAGAUGCGCUGGACCAGACUAGAUGCCGUCAUAUCACGAAGUGUUUACUCCACGAAGCUCCCUAUGACGGACGACCUGACCGGAGAACCCAUGAUGAGCCGAAGUGACGAGAAUGCCUCAGCGUUGGUGAAACGCCUGGAGCCUACUACAAAUCCAACCCCUGGCCGCCUAAUACGCCGUCGCGUGGACUGUUCUUCCGGGUCGAUGUCGAUUCAUUUGAAUUAUGAAAUGCACAUCAUUUGA